AUGUGGGAUUGUCACUUCCGUGUUGGUGGCGCCCAAGGGUCGGAUCUUCGUUUCAGCGAUUGUCCUAAGGGUGCUUCUAGCCCGAAUUCCAAAUGUAUCGCAGCCUCGAUGUUGAUGCAUAUAACCAAACAGUCCUCUGGUUACUUCGAAAAUGUCUGGGGUUGGACCGCGGAUCACGAUCUGGACCUGCCUGUGGAAGGAAACACAACAACAUCGACUCAGCUAGAUGUCUAUGCUGGACGCGGCUUUUUGAUUGAGUCACAAGGACCAACUUGGCUCUAUGGCACAUCAGUGGAACACAACGUGCUCUACCAGUAUCAACUUGUUGGAGCACGUGAUAUAUAUCUUGGCUGUAUUCAGACCGAAACGCCAUACUUCCAACCGAAGCCUCAGGCCAGUAAGCCUUUCACCAUUGGUCGUUUCAUGGAAGAUCCCACAUACCCAAUGUGUGACGGCCCACGAGAGAACUGCGAGGAGGCCUAUGCUUUGAGAAUCAUCAAUUCUACUGAUGUUUUCAUCUAUGGUGCUGGCCUGUACAGUUUCUUUGACAACUUCAAGCAGGGAUGUUUGAAAACCGAGUCUUGUCAACAGCGUUUGGUAGAAACCAGCUUCUCGGAGGGAGUCUGGAUCAUGAACCUGUUCACAAAAGGUGCUGUAGAGGUUGCAAGUCCCCUAGGUGGAAUUCCUCCUGUACUUUCGAACAACACUCAGGAACAGUACACUACUGAAGUAUCCGUCUGGACACCAUUGGGUGAUACUGGUGCAAACAUUGGCGGCUUCAUCCCCGGCAACGGCGACGGAGUCACGCAAGACGGCAAUGACACCUAUGUGUAUAUCGACCCUAGUGUUUGGGGCGAAGACACCCCUACCAUUCAGUGCGAACCACCUUGCACUUUUAUCCUUCCUCCUUAUCAGCUCUCUACCACGACGACAAUUUCGUUCCCACCAUUCACAACCUCAUUGGAUGUCGCAUGGGCCACCACACUGACUUUCAAGGGAUCAGAUGGCAAAACAACGACGACGAAGACUGUCACACGAACCAUUCAAAGAACAACCCUCAGUAUACCUGCUGUUACCACUACAGCCAUCCCAUUCUGGGAAGUUCCAUUCCCCAACCCGACUGCUAAGGACCCUAACGUGACGGUGGUCUACAUCACUCAAAGCAUACAGCCUACACCGUUCGUCAUCACAGAUGAUCCGAAUCCGCAAAACAAAACUGGAGUUUCCCAUCCUGUCAAUACGCGAACCAUCACUNCCACCACCAUACCCUUACUCUUUCAGUACUCCUACUCCCAGAACGACGCCGACUAA
This is a messenger RNA of Aureobasidium uvarum, 1311 nucleotides long. Lineage: Eukaryota; Fungi; Ascomycota; Dothideomycetes; Dothideales; Saccotheciaceae. The record is from the annotation of a GenBank genome assembly.